AUGCGAGCAUCACGCCAGAAUGUAGACCUAGGCAUACCGGCCCCUAAGGAGGUUUACAACUACCGUGUUUAUGUCCUCGCUUUGAUCAGCAGCAUUGGCGCGGUCAUGUUUGGGUAUGAUCUCGGAUUUAUAGGAACCGCGCUUGAGCUGGAAUCUUUCAAGGAGGACUUCGGACUCGUCCAUGCGUCUGCAUCUGAAAAGUCUGCUUUCGCCGCCAAUGUCGUCUCGCUUCUGCAAGCAGGCUGUAUUCUUGGAUCUCUUGCGGCCGGACCGCUCAGUGACCGAUAUGGGAGACUCAUCACCCUCUUUGCCACGGCUGUCUUCUUCAAUGUGGGGUCGGCCAUCCAGACCGGCGCUCGUGGAUCCGAGGCUCUUAUGCUUGUAGGAAGAGGAAUUGGCGGCAUUGGCGUCGGAGCUGCAAGCAUGAUUGUCCCCCUUUAUGUUGCUGAAGCAGCUCCGCCGCACAUUAGAGGCCGGCUUGUCGGCCUCUAUGAAGUUGGAGUGUCGAUGGGCACUAUGAUUGGCUUUUGGAUUAACUAUGGCCUUGCAAAUAACCUUCCGCCGACGUCGACCCAAUGGAUGGUUAGUUUUGCCGUCCAAUUAAUCCCAGGAGGGCUAUUGAUGAUUGGGAUUUUCUUCAUUCCAGAGUCGCCUAGAUGGCUUGCAAGGGAAAAAGGUCGAGAAGCCUGUUUACAAGUCCUGCAGCGGCUCCGAAACCUUCCAGAUGAUCAUCCAUACCUUCUCGAAGAAGCUCACAGUAUUUUCCAGCAGCUCGAACAUGAAGAAGCAAUAGUCGAAGGAAAUGGGUUCAAGUCCAUCGUGAGGGAAAUUGCGAAGGCAGGAAACAGAAGGCGCUUGGGAAUUGGUGCCCUGAUGUUCAUCUUCAUGCAGAUGGCUGGAUCGAACGCCAUCAAUUACUACUCGCCUGCCAUCUUCAGAAGCAUUGGCCUAACGGGAACGAAUACCGGCUUAUUUGCCACUGGCAUAUAUGGUGUUGUUCGGUUUGUAGCAAUUAUGAUCUCUAUGCUACUCGUCGUCGACCGUUUUGGCCGGACGAAGACGCUCAUGGCAGGAAGCGCAGUUAUGGCAUUCUCAAUGUGGUUCAUCGGAGCUUAUAUCAAAAUCGCUGCGCCUCCAGCCAGUGGAUCAACGCAGAUAACAGCUGGCGGCUAUGCAGCGGUUGUCAUGAUUUACGUCUACGCCAUUGGUUGGUGCUUUUCCUGGGCCGGCAUCCCCUGGAUUUACGCCGCAGAGAUCUUCCCGCUUCGUAUCCGGUCGCCUUGUAUCUCUCUUUGUGUGGCCAUCCACUGGAUCAUGAACUUCGUCAUUGCACGGAGCGUUCCGUACAUGAUCACCAACAUUGGGUACGGCACAUACUUUUUGUUCGCGGCAUUCAUGACAAUCGCCAUUCCGUGGGUGUUUUUCUCUGUCCCCGAGACUAAAAAUGUCAGCCUGGAGGAUAUAGAUGCGCUAUUUGGCAUGCCACCGGUGGAUCACUUAUACUAUGAUGGCAAUGACGCUAAGGCAGAUGAGGAGAAGGGUGGGAUAACACACGUAGAGCAAUAUGCUCGCUCUACGCCUUAG
Trichoderma virens Gv29-8 is the source of this 1584-nucleotide messenger RNA. RefSeq lists its product as uncharacterized. The transcript has 4 exons. Gene Ontology annotation, molecular function: carbohydrate:proton symporter activity. The coding region runs from base 1 to 1584 and encodes 527 amino acids. Lineage: Eukaryota; Fungi; Ascomycota; Sordariomycetes; Hypocreales; Hypocreaceae. The record is from RefSeq and is a predicted model, not a curated record. Gene Ontology annotation, biological process: transmembrane transport; carbohydrate transport. Gene Ontology annotation, cellular component: membrane.